Messenger RNA from Dichomitus squalens LYAD-421 SS1, 525 nucleotides. RefSeq lists its product as uncharacterized. The record is from RefSeq and is a predicted model, not a curated record. The annotation marks the transcript as partial. Lineage: Eukaryota; Fungi; Basidiomycota; Agaricomycetes; Polyporales; Polyporaceae. The transcript has a single exon.
AAUGCUUUGGUCCUGAACUUGUCAGCCACUCCUACGGCAGCGAUUGCCUCCGUCUACCUGUUCCUAUUGGUUCCUUUCUGCGUGCAAGCAAUACUCGUACUCCGAGUGCUCGCCGCGUAUCCCCCGAAAUCCUUGCCGCCCAGUCGUCGACUAGUCAUAUACGGCCCGAUCAUCAUAUUCAAGCUGGCUCGGAUUGCGAACUUGAUAUACAUGGCGGUCCGCCUCGAGCAACUGAUUCAGGCUGGAGGCGGACUGAGUAGCAAUUCAGUGUUUACCGUGUCGCAAGCUGUGUGGACUCUGCCGAGUGCGAAGGCCGAAUGGUUCUUGCAGCUCUUCGACGACAUGUACGGGGUCUUUACUUCUAAGGGGGUAUCGGUGUCUGAUGUUAAUCAAUUCGACAGGUAUGCGUCGACGCUCUUCAUCCUACGUCUCCGUCAAGGGACGGGGAUGCUUGGUAGACAGCCCACCGUCGAGAGACUGCACACUACCUCGGCGAAGAGUACGUCUGUCCUUCCUCGAUUCUGA